This is a messenger RNA of Trichoderma harzianum CBS 226.95, 1087 nucleotides long. RefSeq lists its product as hypothetical. The record is from RefSeq and is a predicted model, not a curated record. Gene Ontology annotation, molecular function: protein phosphatase inhibitor activity. Gene Ontology annotation, biological process: regulation of signal transduction. The coding region runs from base 260 to 1057 and encodes 265 amino acids. NCBI's taxonomy places the organism in Eukaryota, Fungi, Ascomycota, Sordariomycetes, Hypocreales, Hypocreaceae. The transcript is spliced from 2 exons.
CCCCCGCUUCACAAGCUUGGGCUGCCUUCUCCCCACCUCGACAGAGCACAUCCUAGCUUAUGCAUAAACAAAAAACUAUUUCUCUCUUGUCGCUGGCAACGUGAUUCUGCUUCUGCCUUUAGCUUCUACUCGCACUCACACGACCUCCAUCACCUGCAAGCUACGACCACAGCUGCCUUCCCACGAGAGCCUCAGCCCGCGCUAUCGCAGCCUCGAAUCUUACCAGCUAGUCACGCCGAGGCGGAAAAAAGACGCCAGGAUGACUUCAGUCGAGCAUUCGCCGCCCUCUCACAGCCCACCGGGCCCGGAUGCCAAACGGCCCAGAGGCAUCCUCAAAAACCCUUCUUUCAACACCGCACACUCUCCCGAAGAGUCUCGAAAAGAGGUUACCCUCGCAAACACCCAGAUCAACGCCGGACACCGACGAUCGUCCUCCGGAGCGGGCUCCCGCCGCCACUCCUCCAACAGCAUCACCGACCCGUCUGAUUCGGCCCAGCGUCUCAAGUGGGAUGAGGCCAAUCUGUACCUGACGGAGCAGGAGCGCACCUCGACUAUGAAAAUUACCGAACCAAAGACUCCCUAUGCGAAACACUACGACCCGACAGAAGACCCCUCCGACGACGAAGAAGAGGCACCGGCUGGCCUGGACGGUGCUCCUUCUGGUCGCAAGAAUCAACGUGCUGGCGCUGAAGACGACAUUCCGGGCCUAUCGCUGGGCGAACCAGAGGAAGAAAUCCCGGAGAGACCGGCGCCGGCGUCGCGCAGCUCCAGCGAAAAGACGGUCCAUGUGGACAAGGAGAGUGUCACCCCCUCCGCCGAAGAGGAGAUUGUGGGGCUCUCCCCCGAAGAAAGGGAGAAGCACCGCAAGUUCGAGGAGAUGCGGAAGAAGCACUAUGAGAUGAAGAGCGUAGCGCACAUUCUGGGACACCCGGAGGCGAUUCCAGAUGAUGAGGAUGAGGAUGAUGAGGAUGAUGAGGAUGAUGACGAGAAUGAGGAAGAGAAUGGAGUCCCGCCUGUUCCCCCCUUGCCUACAAAUCUUGUCAAUGGGUCAGCGUAGUUGAAAGAGAAGGGCUUUACCACGCAAGCC